Messenger RNA from Triplophysa rosa, 1875 nucleotides. Its product is annotated as tropomyosin alpha-3 chain-like. The transcript is spliced from 6 exons. Bases 221 to 1000 code for a protein of 259 amino acids. Lineage: Eukaryota; Metazoa; Chordata; Actinopteri; Cypriniformes; Nemacheilidae. Gene Ontology annotation, molecular function: actin filament binding. Gene Ontology annotation, cellular component: actin filament. Gene Ontology annotation, biological process: actin filament organization; muscle contraction. The record is from RefSeq and is a predicted model, not a curated record.
UGCCUGUGGCUUUUGAUUACAUGCGUGGCCACCGAGUGCAGUGACUUCGGUCGAAGAGCUUUUAUUUUGACAGGACGAUUCAGACGAAACGCCAUUUCCCGCCGAGAGGCGUGUCAGGUGUUUGUAUGUGAUGAUUUGAGAAACUCACUUCACAUCAGAAGCUGAACAUCUGUCUGUCUAUUUAUCUGUCUGUCGGUAAGUGAUCGUGUGUAAACUGAAGAUGUCAGGCACGCCGAACACCGUUGAAGCGGUGAAACGCAAGAUAAAAGUCCUUCAACAGCAGGUGGAUGAAGCUGAGGAGAGAGCUGAAGCCCUACAGAGACAGAGGGGGGAGGAGAAGAGGCAGAGAGAUCAGGCGGAGGCGGAGGUGGCGUCUCUGAGCAGACGUGUUCAGCUGAUGGAAGAAGAGUUGGACAGGGCUCAGGACAGAUCGACUACAGCGCUGCAGAAGCUGGAGGAUGCGGCGAAAGCUGCUGAUGAGAGCGAGAGAGCAAUGAAGGUGAUCGAGAACCGAGCACUUAAGGAUGAGGAGAAGAUGGAGUUCCAGGAUGUCCUGCUGAAUGAGGCCAGACACAUCGCUGUGGAGGCCGACCGCAAGUACGACGAGGUGGCUCGUAAGCUGGUGGUGAUGGAGGGCGAUCUGGAGCGUGCAGAGGAGAGAGCAGGGCUGGCUGAAGCGCUGAAACUCGAGCCGAGUUUGCUGAGAGAUCAGUGUCCAAGCUUGAGAAGACCGUCGAUGACCUGGAAGAGAGGCUUGCCACAGCCAGAGAGGAGAACAUCAAGAUUCACACCACUCUGGAUUCAACCCUGCAGGAGCUCAACAAUUUCUAGCUUUCCAUGUCUUACACAUGCACCUAUUGUUUUCUGUGCUGUGGGUGACUUAUUCGUUCAUUUCCCACUGCGCUCUAUACUUGUGCUUUUUAUGUCAUAUUUUGCUCCAGGAGUGGCAUUAAACCAGAUCAUACAGGUAUGUAGGUGUAUUUAUAUUGUUGGAUUAUGAGCAGUAUUCAUGCAGUGGUUAAACUGGUACAGAAUCACUAAUUAAAAGAUCAUAUCAUGUUUUCUAGGUGCUGUUUUUGUGACUGAUAUUAUUAAUUUAUUAUCAGAAAGGGGCCAUAAAUACUGUCUGGACAAACACUUUUCAUUUCUCUUGUCCAUAACUGAUACUGAUCACAAGCGGUAUGUAAAAUCAAGUCCAUUGUGACACUUUGUUAUUUAAGAUCACCUGGGAUGAGUGAACUAUAAAACAUUCCACUGCCAGGUGAAGGAAUGAGGUCAAAUAAAGGAAUGGACAUUCACUACCAACACUCACUGGUGUCUGUGUUCAUUCAGGAGCUUUUGACCCCGAAAAAUAAAGACUUUUGGAAAUGCUGCAGACCCUGCUUCAGUUUGAAAGUUUACUGCCCACUGUGUUGCAAGCCCCAGUCCAGACUGAUCACCUAAGAAGGAGGAUGCUGAUGCUCAGCGUAUGGCUCAAGAAGUGCUGAGGGCCAAAGAAUCUCAGACGAAGUGGUCAAAAGAGGGAAGAAUUAUUAACAUUGCCACUGUGGCCACACUGAUGCACAACCAGUCUCAUAAGAGCAUUGUUGAAUUCAAGGUACAGGAUUGUAAUAACAGAAGAAAGGAAGGAGACGAAGUCCUUUAACCUCUUACACUCUGUGACUAUUUUAAGGAUUUCCGCCUGGAUUUAGCCUACCCAAAUUGAAAAGCUUCCCAUACCUACAUGCAGAGGUGUAAAUACAAAAGUUUGGUAUCAUUUUACAGGAACCCUUUGAAGUUACAUAAAACACUGUUGAAAGUGAUAAAAAUGAUUGUAUGUGUUGUCUGUGUUAUAAUAAACACUUAAGAAAACAGGCGCUCUGAGGUUUUUUUACA